AUGGAAGUGGAAGCAGAGUCCGGGGACGGAGAAGAAGAGAAGAACAGAGUGAAUGGGGACAGGCGUGAACUUGAAAUGAAGGGGAAGGAAAGGGAAGAAGAAAGGCGGGGUGCAGCAAACCCCAGAGGGGAGAGAAGGAUGAAGCAAAGAAACGGGAUGAAGGAAAGGAAAGCGGAAGAGGUCGAGGAGGGGAAGAAAGGCGUGAAAAUGAGAGAGAAGACUGAAGGUGGGUGGUGGAAGUGUGGGGUGUUGAAGGAAGGGGGUGGGGUGCAGAACAACUGUGAGGUGGGGGGAAGAGAAGAAAAGCAAAGAAGCUGGGGAGAGAGAGGAUAG
Knipowitschia caucasica is the source of this 333-nucleotide messenger RNA. The record is from the annotation of a GenBank genome assembly. Lineage: Eukaryota; Metazoa; Chordata; Actinopteri; Gobiiformes; Gobiidae.